Messenger RNA from Tetrahymena thermophila SB210, 2151 nucleotides. Its product is annotated as Serine/Threonine kinase domain protein. Gene Ontology annotation, biological process: protein autophosphorylation; autophagosome organization; autophagy. Lineage: Eukaryota; Ciliophora; Oligohymenophorea; Hymenostomatida; Tetrahymenidae. Gene Ontology annotation, molecular function: protein serine/threonine kinase activity; ATP binding. The record is from RefSeq and is a predicted model, not a curated record. Gene Ontology annotation, cellular component: autophagosome; cytoplasm. The transcript has 4 exons.
AUGAAUACGAUAAUAGCAGAAAACCCAAGAAAUUUGAUCAAUUAGAAUAAAAAGCAGCCAUCUAUUGCAAACGGUAAUGCCGUAAAUGAAGCUAACACAAAAAAUAAAAUGCAUUCAUAGUAACCUACAAAUAAGCCUACUAAAUUAAAAAAAGUUGGAGAUUAUAUUUUUAUUAAAUAAAUUGGAUCUGGGGCUUAUUCAACAGUUCAUCAAGGAAAACAUAAUUAAACUUACUAAAAAGUAGCUAUCAAAAUGAUCCCUAAUAGCAAAUUAAAUGAGACAAUUUAUUAGCGAGUGGUUUCAGAGAUAAAAAUUUUAACUAGAUUGAAUCAUCCUAACAUAGUAAGGAUUAUAGAUUUUAAAAAAACUUCUCAAAAUUACUAUUUGAUUUUUGAGUUUUGCUCGAAUGGAGAUUUAGAAAAUUACAUUAAGAAGCACUAUGAAGGCAAAAUAAGUGAAACUCUUUGCUAACAAGUUAUAUUUUAAGUGAGAGAAGCUUUUAAAGAGCUGACUAAACAUAAAAUUGUACAUAGAGAUUUAAAACUCGCUAAUAUUUUAGUUGAUGAGGAAUUUACAAUCAAGAUUGCAGACUUUGGAUUUGCAAAGCAUAAUUAAGAUGAUGAUCUUUUAAAGUCUACUCUAGGAACUCCAAUUACAAUGGCUCCAGAAAUUUUGAAUGGAAAGCAAUAUAACGAAAAAUGUGAUAUUUGGAGUCUUGGAGUCAUUAUUUAUUAAAUGGUUUUUGGGAAACCACCUUUUAUGCCUGCUAAGGGAGGUGGAAUUAAUGGACUCAUAAGAGAAAUUUAGAAGGAAAAGUUUGAUUUUCCUGAUUAAAUUCCUAUAAGUGAAGAACUAAAAAAUUUGUUGAGAAGAAUGUUAACAGUCGACCCUCAAAAGAGAUUAAAUUUCAAAGAAUUAUUUAGCAACAGGUGGAUUACAGGAGAAUUCAAACCUGGAAUGAUAGGAAAUGAAGUUGAAAGUUAAGAUAUAGAUUUAACUUAAUCUUUGAAGUAAAAAAAAAAAUAGGCUAAGGAGAUUUAAGUGAAAUAAAUAAUGCAACUAACCUAAAUGUAGAUUAUUGAAAAUGAAGAGUAUCCUGAGGAAGAAUAAAAAGAUACUGAUUAAGAGUAUUUAGAAACAUAGGUAGAAGAAACAUAAGAAAAAGAUUUAGAAGACAUAGACAUUUAAGCUAUUUAGGAAGUUAAUCCAGCAAAUGAAACUCCAACACCUUAUGUUGAUGAAGCUCUAUUAUAAACACAUGAAAAAAUUCAUUUAAAUUAAAUAAACAUAUAAAAAGAUGAAUUUAAAUAAGAAAAAGUACUUAUUGCAGGUGUAAUGAAAUUCGCUCUCUCUUUAAGAAAAUAUUACGAAAAAAGAAUAAUUAUCUUUAUAGCUAACUGCAAAAAAUACAUGGACUUCUUUUAAAAAGUUCAAAACUCUUUAUGUUUUAAAAAUAAUUCUUUUUACAGAAACUCUGUCAUUUUAAGUGCUGUAAUUAUAGCUUCUAGAAUUUCUGAUUUUGUAAAAGGUAAUAUCUCUGUUAAAAUAGAAUCAGAAACACACAAUCUUGGAACUUAUUCUAACUUUACAGGUCUUUUCUUAGAGAAAGGGGAAAGUGAUCAAACUAAUUUUAUCCACAUCUUAAAAAAGAAAUAAGCUAUGUUUGUUGAAAUCAUAUAAAAGCUUUUAGCAAGCUAAUAAAUAAAUAUAUCUUCUUCUAACUCACCUGAGUACCUCUUUAUUCAAAAUCUUAUUAAAACAUAUUCUCUACAUUAAGCCACAGCAAAUAAUCAGUGCGAUUUGCAAAUAGUCAAAGAUAUGCAUGAAUUACUUGAAAUAUAUGAAAAGCUUUAAUUACCUCAACUUUAAUUACAAUCAAUUAUAAGAAGAUAAGGUGUAGAUGUAAAAAAGUUAUUUGGAGAUUUGAACAAUAUGUUUAAUCUUAUUCAAGAUACCAUUAAAGCUGAUAAAAAAUAUGUUAAAUUUCAAUAAUCUCCUUUUGAGAUAAAAAUUGGUAUAGCAGAAAUACCUUAAAGCGAAUAGCAAUUCAACGAGAUACAAAAAAAACUUUCUUAAAUAUUAAAUUUAAAUAGUGAAAAUAGCAACAAUUCUAGCUAUUUUUGCAGUGAAAGUUUAGAAACCAACAACUGA